Puntigrus tetrazona (Sumatra barb) is the source of this 1462-nucleotide messenger RNA. RefSeq lists its product as uncharacterized. The record is from RefSeq and is a predicted model, not a curated record. The transcript has 6 exons. The coding region runs from base 17 to 736 and encodes 239 amino acids. Gene Ontology annotation, biological process: response to bacterium. NCBI's taxonomy places the organism in Eukaryota, Metazoa, Chordata, Actinopteri, Cypriniformes, Cyprinidae.
UUGCUGGAAUGUAAACAUGACUUUGCCUGCAACACAUCCUCUGAUGCUCCUUUUAAUAGGUGUCAUCUUUGUAAAAAGCGCAUCUUUAAGUUUAAUGAAAACAGUGAAGAGGGGAACUACGGUCUCUCUUCUGUGUUCAAACAUCUUGAGAGAGCCCAGUUAUGUUGCCUGGUUCAAGCACACAAGUGAUUCUCUGCCGCUUUGCAUCGCUACUCAAUACGUGGGUAAAAAACCAGCGGACUCCAUAUAUUUCAACGGCUUUCAGAAGAAUCAUUUAGAGAUGUCAGUGAACCAAACAUUUUCUUCCUUGAAGAUUGUAAAUGCGGACAUCUUUGAUUCUGGAGUUUUUUACUGUGGAAGCUUUUUGACGAACCGUAUGAUGUUUCACAAUAAAACACAGUUAGUGGUGGUAAAUGAUACUAGUCAGCCCGAUACAACAAAUGUGGUUUGGGUGACUGAACAAACUGAGAGAUCCUGUCACAUCUAUUAUACAAUGACACUGAUCUUGAGCGGCUUGGUUUUGCUCUCCACAGUUUUUGCCAUUGUGGUCUUCAUCCGGUUUAAGCAGAAAGAAGAUGCCCUGCACCAUCAAAACAAUGACAUGAACAAUCACUUACAGCAGAUACAAGAAGCAGACUUGAACUAUGCUGCUCUAAAUUUAAACAAGAAGAGGAGCAGAAGACCAAUGAGAUUGAAGGAGGUGGAGCCAAAUGUUGUAUAUGCUGCUACAAGGUGAUCCACCGAUCAUCAGACUCAACCUCUGUCACAAAACAAAAAUGAAACUCUGCUUAUGCUGAAGAGUACUAGUGUUAGAUGGUCUUCUCUCCCUCCUGAUCAUUUCAGAGGAUCUAUGAAAGAGGCCAAACUCAUUAAUGAGUUUGUGUCAUCUUUACAGAAUUAGGAACUUUGCUAAAAGAUAUCUGAAUAAUGGGCCGAUUUUAACCUGCAAAAAAAGGGGAAGUGGUACAACUUGUACAUCAUCUCUUCAUUUAAAUGUAGCAUAUUUUACUGAAGAUUUCUAAAAACUGUUAUUUUACUGAAGAUAUCUAAAAACUUUUUUUUUUAAUCAGAAUUGUAAUGACAAAUUUGUGUGAUCUUCGAAUAAACAUCAGAGCUCAUUUUAAGGUCAUUUAUUUAUUUACUUUUGUUUGAAAAAUGUAGAGCUGGAUAAUGUAUAUCAGCUGUGUCUUCAGUACACAAAAGGGAAAUACUACAAUUGUGUUUUGUUCUCCCAAUCACAGCAUGCAAUGUUCCUGUGUGCUAAAGAUAUAAUACUUAACUAUAAUUAUCUGACAAUCAGAACUCAUUAUUGGUCAGUUGAAAGUUAAAAAUACAGUUAUAUCACACUGAAGAUGUUACAUACAUGUUAUAGCUCUAUUUUUGUAAACUGCAUGAUCAGCUGUGUUUUCCAACUUCCAAAAAAGACAAUAUACUGCGAAAAAAUGCUCCUUGAAUCAUGGUU